AUGGAGAAAUUAUUUCUUCUGAUUUCAUGCCUGCUGAUGUUUACACAUCAAUUCUGUUCAGAAGCAGCAACAUCUAAUCCGGAGUACCCAUAUUCGUUUAUGACAGCAGAUGCUCAAAAGGCAGCUUCAAGAUCAUAUGAUUACAUUGUGGUUGGAGGAGGUACAGCGGGAUGUCCCCUGGCAGCAACUCUCUCACAGCACUACUCUGUUUUAGUAUUGGAGAGGGGAGACUCUCCUUACGGAAUUCCCGAUGUGGAGGAUUUCAGAGGGUCUCCCACAACUAAUCCCAAAGUAGCGCAGGGGUUUGUCUCAGAAGAUGGAGUGCAGUUGGUACGGGCGAGAGUUUUAGGAGGCGGAUCAGCCAUCAACGGUGGAGUCUACAGCAGGGCGAGCACUGAAUAUAUUCGGAAAAUAAAGUGGGAUGAGAAACUUGUAUAUGAGUCAUAUGAAUGGGUAGAACGGUUGAAUGCCUUCCAACAAUACAAGCUUUCUACUUGGAAUUCUGCUACCAAGGAUGGGCUUCUUCAAGCUGGAGUUCUUCCUUACAACGGCCACACUUUCGAUCAUUUGGUUGGCACCAAGAUCAGUGGCUCAAUCUUUGACGAGAAUGGAAAGAGACAUACAGCCGCAGAUCUACUCCAGUAUGCAAAUCCAGAAAAUAUUGUAGUUCUUCUCAAUGCUACUGCCAGCAGAAUACUCUUCAGUUUGGGAUCAGGAAAGCCAAAGGCUAGCGGAGUGGAGUUCAGAAGCAAUAAUGAUGGUCUCAUUUAUCAAAUUUCACUUAACCAAUUGUCAAUCAAUAGUGAGGUGAUUUUGUCAGCAGGAAGCAUAGGUAGCACUCAACUUCUCCUCUUAAGCGGAAUUGGUCCAAAAAGACAACUCAAAGAAAUGAAUAUUCCUGCUCUUUUAGAUUCACCUUUUGUAGGUAAACAAGUUCAAGAUAAUCCUAGUGCAGCCUUUACUAUAGUAUCCUCGAAACCACUUGAAGAUUCUUAUUCACAAUUAGCGGGCAUUUUAGACAAUUCCCAAAAUUACAUCGAAAGUGGUAGCCUUGUCCAACGGAAUAAUGGUACAAAUACACAAUAUUUAGGUGUUCUUGAUAUUAAGUUGGCAUUUCCCUUAUCAAGGGGUGAUCUUUGGCUUAAAAGCGUAGACCCUCGAGAUAACCCCUAUGUUCGUUACAACUACUAUUCACACUCUCUUGAUCUACAAAGAUGUGUGAAAGGUAUAAAAGUAAUGGUUAAUCUGAGUAUGUCAUCUUCUAUCCAAGAGUUUGCAUUUACUGAUAGUGGAAAUUCCAAAACACUCCAAUUCCUUGGAAUAGCAUUACCAAAGAAUCAAUCAAAUGAUGAUGCCUUGGCGAAGCUUUGCAAAGAGGCACUAGGGACAUUUAACCAUUAUCAUGGAGGUUGUCAAGCUGGUUUAGUGGUUAAUGAAAGAUAUCUGGUGAAAGGUGUUGAUAAUCUCAGAGUUGUGGAUGGCUCAAUUUAUAAGGAUUCCCCUGGUACCAACCCACAAGCCACAACCAUGAUGCUUGGAAGGAGGAAGGCCCCCAAUGAAAUAUUACACCUGGCACUGGAAGAAACAGAAGAAAAAAACACCCCAGAUGGGCUGCCAGAACUCACAGAAGAUGUAAAGACCAUGAAAAUAGAUCAGGAAUCAAGGAUUGGUCAAUUGGAGAUUAUCUUGAAAGAAAUUAAGGGUAAUCUGAAGAACCUGGUGGAUAUUAGCAAGGAAGUCAUAAAUAAUAGUGCUCGAGGUCUUAAAAAGGUAAAUGUGAUGAUAGCGGAUCAAAGAGCUCAGUCCACCACAAGCAUUCCCUACUCUGUCAUCAAACAGAAGAAGAAAAUCCAGGAACCAAACUUGCAGGGUACAAGACUUCAAACCACCACAGGUCCCUAUACAAGGACUAGAAGUAGGAACCAGGAGAAUAAUACCUCCAGGUUUAUCAUGGAUGAGCUCGAGGACAUCAAUAACAGGGUGAUUCAAAAGAAUUCGGAGAUGAAGUAA
This is a messenger RNA of Cryptomeria japonica (Japanese cedar), 2010 nucleotides long. Its product is annotated as (R)-mandelonitrile lyase-like. Bases 1 to 2010 code for a protein of 669 amino acids. The record is from RefSeq and is a predicted model, not a curated record. Gene Ontology annotation, molecular function: flavin adenine dinucleotide binding; oxidoreductase activity, acting on CH-OH group of donors. The transcript has 5 exons. Lineage: Eukaryota; Viridiplantae; Streptophyta; Pinopsida; Cupressales; Cupressaceae.